AUGAGCGACCCUGGCGGGAUUGCACUAAGGGUCAAAGCCGACCUUGAGCGCUACGUCAAGCCACGGGAGCAAGUCAACUAUAUUCGGCGUAUCCUAGCUCUCCACCUGGGCUCCCUUACUGGUGAUGGACCAGUCACGCACCCGUUAUCGCUGGUCGAUGGCGUUUUCAAAGUCGACGCCAGCAAGGAGAUUUCUGGCAUUCAGAAAGAAUACAUCAGCGCCUUGAACGCAAAUGCAGCCGCUCGUCGCGAGUUCGAUGAGGUCUUGGAGGCAACAACCAGCCAGCCCGAGGCAAGACCACAGCAGUCAUCCCGCGAACCGGAUUUUUUGCAAGAACAGCUUGCGAUAUUGCAACUCCGUCGCAAGAAGGAGUGCCUCCUAGCAAUCGAGAGCUCUUUGGAUCGCCUCUCCGAGAAGCCGGCCUCGUUUCACUCCUUCCUGGACUCAGAGGACAUUUUCCAUGGCUCCAAGCCGCUGCCCAGCGUUCCGCAGGUCGUCCUCAACAGCUUCGUGAGGGAACAGAGCGGUGCAGAGCCCGACUUGCAUCAGCGACUACACCAACUGGAGAAGACGGUACUGCGAGUCAAGCUGCUCCUGAAGCAGGAAGAGCGCGUGCUCGCCGAGGCGAGAGCCAGAUGCAGCAAGUCGAACGUCAGCAACGGGGCAAAGCUCGAGGCUCUCAACGCGACACGUGACGAACUCAUCACAUGGAUCGAGACGGAGCUGGGCAAGGCUUCAUCGGAGGGUUCCGAAGGAGCCGCUCAGGUAGCGACAGGGGAGCAGGAUCAGCAUUCCAAGGCUGAUGAAGCAGCCAUUACGACCCAGCUCCAGCAAAUACAGCGCAAAUACUCGGCAUAUGUUUCUUCUCGGAAAGACCUCGUUGAGAUCCUAGCACAUCGUUCACAGCCGUCCAUUCCACCUCCCACCGAGCAGUCAGGAGAAGCGAGCAAGCAAGCGGCAGGCAGUAAGGAUCCGGUGAACCACCUACUCACCCCAUAUAUCGAGGGGAUCAUCUCAGUCUCAAGACAGCAAAAGGCGGCGAUAACACAAAAGUCGCACAUCACCACGGUGCUAAGCAAGCGAAACAAGGACACCCGGCAGGUUCUUGAUCGCCUUGCAGAAGAGAGCCAGCUUCUGCCCGCACACCCAGACAAGGAUUCGCUUAGGCGGAGGCCCGGCCUUCAAUACGAGAUGACGUCCAAGUCUGCGGACCGUGCCGGCGUUGCGGCCCGCGUCAAGCCAUGGGUGCUGGCGGCUGACGCUGCCAAGAUUGCAACCCUAGAGGCUGUUGCAGAAACAAUAGACGGGGGCCAAGCUGCCCUCGAGAACAGCAUGACGAGCCUUGUCAAGAUUGAUCAGCUGCUUGGCCGAGGCGAGCAGGCAUCCGAGGAGGAUGCGGUCGUCGAGGACGCGACUGAGGACGACGUCUGGCUGGGCAGUGAGGGGCGGGGCGGCGCUGUCCGGAAGCAUUCGAAGAAGGAGACAAAACCUACGGUUCAAAAGGGAGACCCGUGGUCGAUUUUGCAUGGGAACCUCGGCCUGAUAGGCCAUGAUGAUGCAGAUUAG
Molecule: messenger RNA, 1566 nt
Organism: Purpureocillium lilacinum
Lineage: Eukaryota; Fungi; Ascomycota; Sordariomycetes; Hypocreales; Ophiocordycipitaceae
Source: RefSeq, a predicted model, not a curated record